Messenger RNA from Capsella rubella, 1374 nucleotides. RefSeq names its product putative clathrin assembly protein At1g33340. Gene Ontology annotation, biological process: clathrin coat assembly; vesicle budding from membrane; clathrin-dependent endocytosis. Lineage: Eukaryota; Viridiplantae; Streptophyta; Magnoliopsida; Brassicales; Brassicaceae. Gene Ontology annotation, molecular function: SNARE binding; 1-phosphatidylinositol binding; clathrin heavy chain binding. The transcript has a single exon. Gene Ontology annotation, cellular component: clathrin-coated vesicle; clathrin-coated pit. Bases 91 to 1218 code for a protein of 375 amino acids. The record is from RefSeq and is a predicted model, not a curated record.
GUCAUGUAUAUAUAUAUAGAGUUCACUACAGAAACAGUUCUAAUAAGACUCUCCAACAUCCAAUAGUGCCAUUUUAGUUUGUAGAUAUCAAUGAGGCUUGAUUUAUCUGUCAAGUUUCGGCAAGUUCUUGGCCUCGCCAAGGAUCAUGCAUCUAUUGGCAGAGCUAUUGUACAAAACUACAAUGAAAAAGCCUUUUUUGACAUUGAAGUGGCAGUGGUUCGAGCCACUAGCCAUGAUGAUUGUCCUGUUGAUGACAAAACCAUGCACGAGAUACUCUUUCUUGUCUCUAACACUCCGGGAUCGAUUCCUUUUCUUGCUGAACAGAUCUCACGCCGUCUAGCGAAGACAAGAGAUUGCUUAGUCGCGGGUAAAACUCUGUUACUCUUCCACCGUCUCUUGCGUGGUAGCAGUCGAAGUAUCGAGCAGCAAUUGCAUAUUGCACAUACCUCUGGUCAUCUCCAAAUAGGUUGUUGCUGGUUCAUGAUGACCCCGGAUCCUCCAUCCUUUGUUUUUCUGCAGAACUAUGUAGCUUAUCUCCAAGAAAGAGUUGGAUGGAUCAUCAACCAAGCUGGUAAGCUCGAACCUGUUAUGUCUGGUGGUACAAAAUUUAGCCGUUACAAAGAGAAAUCCAUGGAUUUGGUGUUCCACAUCUUACCAAAGUGCCAGGAGUUCAUUGCACAGGUUUUGAAGUGUUCACCGGUAUAUAAUGCCUGGCCUAUCGAUAACCUGGUUCAAGCAGCUACCGGCAACAUCUUGAAAGAGAGUUUCCAAGUCUACAUGACGUAUUCCGAUGGGAUAGCCGCACUGGUUAAUAUGCUCUUUGAUCUUUCAAGACCCGCUAAAGAUUUAGCUUGUGGAAUGUUGAGAAAAGCUUCUCAGCAGAUUCAAGAUCUUCGCGUACUAUAUGAAAAGUGUAGAGGAUUCCCCGGUAUGAAAAGCUUGGAUUUCCCAUCUGUGCAAGCCAUUACCAUGGAUCAUAUUUUAGCACUAGAGGAAUGCUCAAGCUAUGGAGGCAAAAGAAGUUUCUCUCUCUCCACCAACCUAAGUGAUUCAGUCACCUGCAAUGAACGAGAACAAGAAAACCACUGCGUCGAUAUUUCAUCAACCAGUCUUUUCUCAUUUCCAGUAGAAACCAAAAUCAGUAUGGUCUGGGUUGUUUUCGACAGUGAAGAUGGUGAAGUAUCAGACAAGCAGCAAGAGGAAGCAUACGAAUGUUGAUCAUUCAUUUCAUCAGGAGGUACAAGAAAGUUGCAGAAGGCAAGGUAGAGGUCAUUGCUCAGGGGGAUUGUGUCUUUUAUUCAUGUUUCAACUAGAGAAACAAUUAUAUAAUACUGUUGCUGUCAAUUUACAUCAUAGCAACAUAUACAUGGGUUU